This is a messenger RNA of Pelobates cultripes (western spadefoot toad), 5994 nucleotides long. The record is from the annotation of a GenBank genome assembly. NCBI's taxonomy places the organism in Eukaryota, Metazoa, Chordata, Amphibia, Anura, Pelobatidae.
AUGAAGCUUGAGAAUCAAGUCGUAAUGAGUGCAGAUGUCAGCCACAAGGUUCUCCGCAAUGAAACCGUUCUCGAUUUAAUGAAUGGAUUGUUCUCACGAGUUCCCCAUGAGCGAUUCACUGACGCCUGUGAGAAAGAGGUCCUGGGACAAGUUGUGUUAACCAGGUAUUACCAGUGCUACAACAGAAAAUGAGAAGAAAAUAAAAUGUUCAACACAGUGGCUUCACUUGUAUCUUUAGAAUUAACUAACUGCUCCAGUGGUAAGAUAUGUCUAUUGUUACAAGUUAUAUUCAGAGUUGACUGCUUUAUCUUAUGUUUUUAGAUACAACAAUAAAACAUACCGAGUCGAUGACUUUGACUGGUCUACCAACCCAACACACACGUUUAAGAAAAAGGAUGGCUCAGAGAUUUCAUAUGUAGACUAUUACAAACAGGUACACACAAUUCUUUCCCCCACAUGAUAAGUAUAGCAUUUAUGCAUAGAAUCAAGAGCAAGGUUCCGAUGUGAUACAAUCAGGUCAAUGCAUGUACAAUAUUAGUGUUGGAUGUCCCUAAGAUGUGUCCCUUAACAUGUCCCUAAGAUUUGUAGUGAUAGCUAAGUUUUCUCUAAUUAGAUGAUAAUAGUAAUUCGUAAGGUGUAAGUUGGCAUGAAUUAGUGAAGGGACUGUCAUUGUCCUUGGCACAUUUCACUACCCUUCCUCAUAGUAGAGUCUAAUUCUCACCAGUACUUAUGUAGUUAUUUCACCAUGUCACACUUCCAACAUUAGACAUGUCAUCAUUAUCUCAUUAGAACUGUAAGAGUUCAUGAUGUGGAUUAAUGUUCCUAAUUAUUACAAAUACUGGUCACUGUUUGAGUACAAUUUCUAAAAACUGUGUUCAUUUCAUAUAUUGCUAAAGAUUUUUGAUAUUUUUGAAAUUAUAAGGGCAAAUAAAGCACUGAUCCAAAACCUUUGUGUCAAAGAACAAUACCUUUUUGUCAAAGGACAAAAGCUAAAGAACAGCUCAAAUUAAAGUUGCAGCGGGCACUUUCUUGCAGUUGACAGUUUUAAAUGAAACAUUGAAAAUCACUUAUAAUUUGUGUUAGCCUUUUUACAAGAUAUGUGCCUUUUAAAAAAAAAAAAAAAUUAUAAUAAUGGAAGGAGAAACACUGGGGAUAUUUAUAAAAGUUUUGUAGACAAAGCCAGGGCAGACAUUGCAAAUAAAGAGGAGAGAUGCUAACUUUUAUUUUUUCCUCAUCUCUGUAUACUUUCUAUGCUGACGCCACUUAUAACAAUGAUCAACAGGGAGCUAAGAUGGAGGUGCCUAGUUGGAAAAUAAAGGAGUGUAAAUUUCUACAUUUAAAGGGACACUACAGUCACCAAAACAACUUUAGAUUAAUGAGGCCGUUUUAGAGUAUUGAUCAUGGCCCUGAAGUCUCACUUCUCAAUUCACUGUCAUUAAGGAGUUAAAUCACUUUUGUUUUGUUUAUGCAGUCCUAGCCACACCUCCUCUGGUUGUGACUCACACAGCCUGCAUACAAAUAAAAUGGUUUAAUUUUCAAUCAGAUGUAACUUACUUAAAAAAAUGUUUAUCUGCUGUUAUGUAAUUUGAUCUUUAAUUAUAUGUAGGAAGCUACUGCAGGAUCGAACAGGCUACUAACAGAGCAGGAGAUAACACAUUCUAAAUUAAACAGAAAUAAAGGAAGUGCAGACAUUAUAUGACUCUUUACAGGAAGUGUUUAUGAAGGCUGUGUAAGUCACAUGCAGGACGGCGUGACUAGGGCUGAAUAAACAAAAUGAUUUAACUUCUAAAUGGCAGAUAAUUGAGCAGUGAGACUGCAGGGGCAUGAUCUAUACACCAAAUUGCUUUAUUAAGCUAAGGUUGUUUUAGUGACUAUAGUGUCCCUUUAAUUGUAUUAUUAGACCUCCCAAUACAUAACAAAUGCAUUUGUGUUGACUAUAGGGAUAAGUAAAUAUAAUAUUAAAAAAUUCUUGGAAGUGACAUUUCCCCUUUAAUGACCUUGCCUGAUUAGUUCCGCAUAAAUAUAUAUUCUUUAUUCAACAUCUAAAAUAUUCUGAUAAAUUAAAUGUAUUUUACUUGUUACUAAGCCUUGUUUUAAGGAACGCAGUCAUUUUGUUUGACCUCAUAGGGGAGUAACAAUAUUAAACAUAAACAAUUAAAUCACACUGUUGAGGAUGACAACAUUUUUACUCUGAUAUAAAAAUAAUAGCUUCUUUGGAAAAAAUAUAUUUUUGCUUGAAAACUUAAUAUGUUAUGACUAGCGCUGUGCACCUUUUUUUUCAUUUGUUUAUAUACCAAUUUCAAGACUUUAUCUAGCAUGACGUGGUUAUCUUUCAGAAAAAUAGAGGUGACACAGGAGAAGGGUUUCCGAACUCCUGGAAAUCACACAAUUACAAAUGGCAUGCCACAGUUUUGUUCUUCAUUGUUUAGACAUGGAAAAAUCGAAAGGAGUUAUUUUAAGGUGACAUUCUUUCACACCCGGAAAAGUCUCUAAGAAAAAUAGAAAAAAAAGGAAAUGUUGCCUGCAUAAGUAUGUUAACUGUGUGCUGUAAAAGCUCUCUGUUUUUACAGCUGAAUUAGAAUGACUUAAUACGUACAUAAUUACCUCAUCAUUGGCCUCCACGUGUAAACCAUUACUGUUAAUGUCACAUUUUCAGCAUAUAAAGAUCACUUUUAAAGGAUUAUUUGGCAGGCUGUAGAUUUGAAGAAAAAUUAAUCCCAAGAGAUUUUUACAGACGUUAGAAACAAGAUAAGACAUUGGCUGGAAAAUUGUACAAAUUAAGAUUUAAAAUAGUAAGAAAUGCCACCAUGAAGCAAGCUACAUAUGUCGUUUUUGGGUGUUUGAGGAUUCUGCACUGUAUCGAAGAUCUAAGUCAUUCUUCAUGGAAUCCCUCAUUCAAAAUCACCACUUCUAAAUCGAUUUCCUAUUACAGCAAUAUAACCUAUCCCUGACGGAUCUGCAUCAGCCCAUGUUGGUGAGCACUCUGAAGAUGAAGAAAACUGACACCUCCGACACUCCACGUGCUGUUCACCUGCUUCCAGAAUUCUGCUACUUAACUGGUAAGUACAACAUCUUGAGAGAACAGCACACCAGGGACACCAUGUAAUGCCUGUACCUCCACCAGAAAUAGAAUAGUUCUGUAUCGGCCUGUUCAAUAGGGAAAAAGGGGGUUUAUUGGAAUUUCAAUUCAGGUGUUAACUUUCUAAUGAAAAUAGUACAGCUAACUAGCAAAAAACUUAAAUCAUAAAAUGCUUUAAUAAACAGACCUCAAUUUGUGUUUUUCAUGAAGGAAUCUAACUGCAGUGGUGUUUGACGUGCUCACUACAGCACAUUGCAGCUAUAUUGCAGUGAGAGAGGAGAGAGAUGGGGGGGAAAAAGAAUGUAGGAAAAAAGAGAUUGGAAAAAAAAAAUACAUUAGCCAAUGAAUUGUUCAGAGUAUUCCGUUGACGCAUAUAGAAAAAAAACAUCAAUCACGUGUAUGUUUUGCAGUGACAUUUUUGAGACAGAGGCUAUAAGAAAUGAACUUUUCAAAAACUGCUGGGCCAUAUUAACACAACACACAGGUGGACUUUUCUUAAAUAAUCAAUGUUUUUUUUUAAGUAGUCUGUUUGCUUUAUGGGCGAUGUCCGGAGUGAUAUGUUCGUUGUUAAAUUUCACAUGAUUUAUUGCAAAUAAUAAGUAAGUAUAAGUAAUUUUACUUACAAAACAUGCGCCGUGCAAGUUAAAAUUUAAAGAUUGAAAUAGGUUACUAAUAUAUAAUAAUUUUCCGUUCCUUUGCUGUCGUCAAUCUUAAAAGAGACUAAGAAAAAUAAGUUAAAGUUUACUCUGGGAUAAAGUCCUCUGAGUACGGGACAGUAACUGAUCUGUCUGCCAUAGUGUGCUUAAAUUUACGAUCAUUGCUCUCUCACUCUCUGAAAUGUGCUAAUAGGCUUUAGAAGCCAGUUGUCAGUGAAAAUGUCUUGCCUUUUAGUAGGGCAAUGGUAUGCUGGGGAGCAAUUUUGUUAAAGCACUUGGUAACUUCUGAAGUUAUUGCGCUGCCUUGGUUCAACAACCGUCCCUAUUGGCAGCCUAAGGCUUCUAAUGAUGGCGAGAAAAAGGACACAUAUCUUUCCAAAUUGUCAUUUGAAAUCACAUGUAUUGCCAAGUAAAGGAUUAAGGGUUCAUUUCUGUCUUAAUCAAUGGGGGAACAUUUUGCUUAAUCACUGGACAGAAUUUGAUUGAGUGAAGGAGCAAGCUUAUCAUAGUGUAGCUGAAUUCAUUACUUCAACUCAUUUCCAUUUAGUGAUUGCACCUUGAUGGCAUUUUACUGGUAGAUUAGUAAAUAAAUCCAAAAAUAGUGUAGUCUGAGUAUUAAAAAAUAAGUAAAUAAAAAAUAUAUGCAUACUUGAAUCAUUUUGAAAAAGUCAUAGUAUUCAUUUUUACAUUUUUUCCCCCUCUUCUCUUAAACGGAAGUGAAACCUCUUAUUGUCCUAAUGCAUCCAUCCAUCAAAGUUCUUCCUUUCCUUGGCUUUUAUUUUAAUUACUAUUACCCACAGCCUUAUAAUUCUUUUUUUUUUUUUUAAACAUGGGCAACAGAUAAUUACUACAUUCUGUCAUUUUGCAUGCAAACUGUGAAUGCAUGCACAAAACUUACUUUAACUUUUCUUUCCCCAAUAAAUCAUCAAUUUGAAAUGAAGGGCAUGCUCUGUUGCAAAGACAACUUUAAUGAUUCAUGUUCCAGGUUAGGUUGCUUUCUACUCUCUCAAAUAAAUAAAGCAAAAGUUAUUUCUAUGCUGUGUUUCUUUCCUAACAUGUAUUUCUUAAAACAGUAAUAGCAUUGAUCAAUAAAUAAUUUGGGCACAGUUGCCAGGCUUGUCAGAGAUAAGUAUUGUCAACCCCACAUAAGUAAUAGUUACACUCAGCUAGUAAAACCAGAUUAUUAACUGUUCAAGGUAAAGAUGCGGUUUGCUUUUAUUGCUUGGGUGUAGUGCAAUUAUUAAGCAACUUAAUUGUUCUCAUUAUACUUGACCUUUAAAUAUGAAAAGCUGAGUUGAGAUAAUGCAUUUGGAGCAGUAAUUUGAACUCUCUCACAAACAUGUUUACUUUCAGAAGAAAUGUUUGGAUGGAGAAUUGAAUUUUUUUGAGAAAGCAUUCUAGGCCCUUUGCUGUCACUUCUACCUUUUGUAUUGGUCUGUUUAUAUCGUAUUGUUUUUUCCUCAAGUGUACAGCGCUGUGGACUAUGUUGGCGCUUUAUAAAUGUCAGUAAUAGAUAAAUAAAUAUAUCGUUGCCAUGAGUAUGCUUUAUACAUGUGGAAAGAUGUUCAGUUCGCGUGAAUGUCCGUUUUUUUUUUUGGGAUGACCGAUUUCAAGGGCAAGGUGAUGAGAGUAAUUUGACACAUGGACAGCCCAAGGCAUCUUCUCAAAUUUACAGCACAUACCCUGGCCUGCUCACUGCUUCCAUAACCCAGAAUGAUUUUGUUUGGAAGCCUUUGUUGCUUUUCCUUCAUUGAAGCCCACUUCCACUUCCACUGAUUAUGAAAGUAAGUUCCUCUCUCACUCCUCUCCAAAUACUUCCACCCAUGCCUCUCUCGUAUGUGUUAGCCAAAUUGGAAGCUAUAAAUCACGCUCUGUUAUUUUGUUGUGAGCUGAGAUUAAUUUGUGCUUUAUUUUUGCCGAACCUCGAUCUUUAUUAUGCUGCCCAUCACAUCUUCUGACUAUGGGCUGUAUCACUGGACUCUGACUUAUGCAUGCCAAUUGUGACUGACACCUGGAAAAGAUACGAUUCCUAACUUGUAUUGACUUCUACUAUCUGGACUCUAAACUAACCCUUUAUUUUCCACAGUUAAUCCUGCCUGGAAGCUAGCUACUGCUACUAGUAUUUACAUCCUUAAUCUGCCUGACAUGCCAGGUUGCUACUGCCUAAUCACAACUAGCCAUAUUGUCUGCAUGGUGAAUUACUCUGCAUUUGAGGUACCUACUAUGAAAGUUACUAUAACACCUCUCCCAACAAAUUAG